CUGACUCAUGCAACAGUUAGUAGUUAAGAGAUUCAUCAACUUCUCCCAAACUAUAUAUAUAUAUAUAGUGCUACAACCAAUGUUUUGAACCAUCAACGAAAACGUAAUUAUUUCUCAGUUAGCUUCACAAUAUAGCAAUCCUCUUCAAAAUCAAGUCACAAAUGAAGAACUUACUCGGUGGAAAUGUUGUUGGUGUUCCCAUGAAUUCAGCAGUAUGCUCGCAUGAAAGGCAGCCAAAAAGACUAUUGGCCAUAUCUGCUCGUGAAGACCAUAUUGUUCCAUAUGCAACUUCAAAGAACUUAUCGCAAAUAAAGCAAAGAAAAUCAGUCAUCGGUAAGAUCAACAAAUUAGGAGAAAGGAUGGACUGUCUUGCCCAAGGCAUCCGUGAUCAUGUGAGUCUUAGCCCGAAGCUAACGGAAACUGUGAAGGGAAAAUUGAGCCUUGGAGCAAAAAUUCUUCAAGUAGGAGGGUUGGAGAAGAUAUUCAAGCAGAAGUUUAGUGUUAGAGAAGAUGAAAAGCUGUUGAAGGUUUCUCAAUGCUAUUUAUCAACUACAGCUGGUCCAAUGGCGGGCCUUCUCUUCAUCUCUACUGAUAAAAUUGCCUUUUUCAGUGAGAGAUCAAUAAAGCUCUUAUCUCCAACCGGAAAAUCACUCAGAAUUCGUUAUAAGGUAUCGAUCCCAAUAAGUAAGAUAAAGAAAGCAAAAGAGAGUGAAAAUACGGAGAAGCCAUCAAAGAAGUAUAUAAAGUUAGUUACAGAGGACGAUUUUGAGUUCUGGUUUAUGGGGUUCCUUAAUCAUCACAAGACACUGAGAUAUCUGCAGCAAGCAAUUUCAACUUUCAAGAACUUCAACCAGCUAAGAAGAUGACUUUUCUUCAUUUUGUUUCCUAAUACAUCAUUCAUCAAUGUAAAAUGUUGAUGCAUAAACAAAUUUACAGAUCUGUUCAAACUUGUAUCUAGCUCCAUUGCUCAAAGGAGGUUUUAGGUUUUUUAGGCUUUGAACCUCAGUCACUAAUACGAAUGUAUAGACUUGCUGGAAAAUCAAUGCAAACUAAUUCAUCUUU
This is a messenger RNA of Capsicum annuum, 1062 nucleotides long. Its product is annotated as putative GEM-like protein 8. The record is from RefSeq and is a predicted model, not a curated record. The transcript has 3 exons. Bases 162 to 866 code for a protein of 234 amino acids. NCBI's taxonomy places the organism in Eukaryota, Viridiplantae, Streptophyta, Magnoliopsida, Solanales, Solanaceae.